AUGCCAGAAUUUAAGGAGGAGGAAGAACCAAUUGUGCCGGUUUGGAUAGUUUUACCAGGUUUGCCUCCUAACUUUUAUCAUGAAUCUUUGCUUAAAAUCUUGACAGCUCCAAUCGGUAGAUUUAUUAGGCAUGAUAAUCCCACAAGUUGUGCGACUCUCACUGAUGGUGCGCGUCUCUGUGUGGAGAUGGAUGCGGCCAUUGAGCCUAUUUCCCAUUUUUGGAUUGGAAUGCCGGGGUUGGGUUCCAGUCGAAAGCAGGAGAUUGUGUAUGAAACACUGCCUGCUUUCUGUUCUAUAUGCAAAAUCCAGGGGCACAAUGUGCAUACAUGUCGGGUUGGAAAAAAAAAACCAGAAAAGAAAAUUUGGGUUCGGCAACAACCAAAAGAUGGUGAUCAAGAACCAGAAAUGGAAGAGCCUAUAGAACUAGUAUUGGAAGAGCCUAAAGAACCUGUUAUGGAGGAACCUAGGGUGGAAGACCAAUCCAAGUUGGUUCUUGGGUCUACGGUUUUAGCUUUUCCAAGAAUUAAUGUAGAACAAGUAGAUGCAAAGUACGCGGAUGUUAAUUUGGUUUUAGGGGCCUCUGCUUCUACUUUGAUGAUUGAGGAGUUAGUAGUGGAAACAGAAAUUGGAGAGGCAGUUAAUACAGAGAGUCUUGCUGAGGUGAGGCAAAAUGAUGCUAGUUUGCAUUCGGAUGCAGUGAGGCGAGAGACAAAGCAGGCCACGGAAACAGAGCCUUUGGCGGAGGUGGAAACAGUGUUUACAAAAGAGGCCCAGCAGACUGAUGAUGCAUUUUGUUUGGAAGAAGGGUCAUUAUCGGAUCCGGAACCUGAUAUUCAUGCGGAAGUUUUUUCGCAGGAUAAGGAGUAUCACUCGGACAUAGAGGAAGAAACUGGGAAGAGGAAAUAUAGGAAAAAAAAAUUUCAGAAAAUUAGGAGUUCUAAUCGAGUGAUUACUCGAGCCACAAAAUUGUCCCUAUGA
Juglans regia (Persian walnut) is the source of this 978-nucleotide messenger RNA. RefSeq lists its product as uncharacterized. The transcript has a single exon. The record is from RefSeq and is a predicted model, not a curated record. Bases 1 to 978 code for a protein of 325 amino acids. Lineage: Eukaryota; Viridiplantae; Streptophyta; Magnoliopsida; Fagales; Juglandaceae.